This is a messenger RNA of Phoenix dactylifera (date palm), 3666 nucleotides long. NCBI's taxonomy places the organism in Eukaryota, Viridiplantae, Streptophyta, Magnoliopsida, Arecales, Arecaceae. The record is from RefSeq and is a predicted model, not a curated record.
AUGAGGAUUCUAGCCUGGAAUUGUAGGGGGGCGGCCAAGCCGGCCUUCAUGUCCUCCUUUAAACGGCUAGUACAGCUCCACUGUCCUGAGAUUUGUUUUCUCUGCGAGACACGUUUGUCUGGUGAUGGGCUUGGUCGACUGAGGCGACGCCAGGGGAGGGACUGGGAGACCUAUGCAGUCGAGUCCCAGGGGCUGUCUGGUGGCCUUUUGAUCCUGUGGAGGCGGGGGGUGGCGAGGAUUGAUGUCUUCCACAACUGUUCUCAACAGGUAGUGAUGGUAGUAUCGGAACUUGAGGCGGACCCUUGGGUGCUGUGCGGUGUGUAUGCGAGCACGGAUUACAGGGUCAGGAGAACCCUUUGGCAUGAGAUUACCAACUUGCUUGCCCAGGGUAUCCCAACGGUGGCAGUUGGUGAUUUUAAUUGUAUCCAAAGUGCGGAUGAAAAGAGGGGAGGUGCGCCUUUCACUGAUAGGAUUGAUAGGAGGGAGUUUCGCGACUUUGUGCAGCUAAAUGGCUUGGUGGACUUAGGCUUUUCGGGGCCACGGUUCACCUGGUGCAACAAUCAACCUGGCGGUGCUAGGGUGUGGGAGCGGCUAGAUAGGGCCUUUGCUUCCCCAGACUGGAUCCUUCGCUUCCCCACCUGCCGAGUUAGCCACUUACCCCGGAUUGCAUCAGAUCAUUGCCCCUUGUUGAUUUCGACCUCAUCGGUAUCGGGUCACCAUAGUCCUUUUCGCUUCGAGAAGAUUUGGCUUUCGUACCCCCAGUCUUGGGACAUCGUUCGCGAUGCGUGGCGUGUUCCGGUGCGGGGGGACGCGAUGCGGCGAGUCUCACGCAAACUCGAGUUGACCAAACGGCGGCUCCGCCGUUGGAAUCGCGAGGUAGUGGGCGAUAUUUUCCGGAGAUUGGAGGGGGUGGAGGAGGAGAUUACGACACUACAGGAGAGAGAAGACCUACGGGGUACACUCCCGGAGGAGGACAUGUCUCAUCUUCGGGGGCUUCUUGCGACGCACCACUCACUGCUACGGCAGCAUGAGAUUUUCUGGCGACAGAAAUCUCGGGUCCAAUGGGUUAACGAGGGUGAUCGCAACACCAGGUUCUUUCAUCGGACGACUGUUAUUCGGCGUCAGCGGAGUAUGAUCCACUCACUGCGUGAUGGGUCUGGCCGCCGAGUGGAGGGUAUUGCUGAUGAUGAGAAUACGACCCUGGUUCGGCCGGUGUUGGCGGAGGAGGUGCAGGAGGUAGUCUGGGCGCUGGCAGCGGACAAAGCUCCAGGACCAGAUGGUUUCCCCCCUUUCUUCUUCCGUAGAUAUUGGGGUAUCAUUCGGGGAGCUGUGAUCGAGGCUGUUCAGUGUUUCUUCACUCAGGCAGCCAUGCCUGAGGAUUGGAAGGCCACUUUCAUUAUGCUCAUCCCGAAGCGCCAAGAGGAGAUGAUGUGGGAUCUCCAGCGAGCAUCAAAGCGUGGCAGUUUGAUGGCUGUCAAGCUGGAUAUGGAGAGGGCUUAUGACAAGAUCAGAUGGAGCUUUCUCCGGAGGGCACUGGAGGCUUAUGGCUUCCACAGGCGAUGGAUUGGAUGGAUCCUAGGGUGUAUCCAGGGGCCAAAGUUUUCUAUUUUGGUCAACGGCACACCUUCGGUGUUUUUUGAGUCUACUAUGGGGCUGCAGCAGGGAUGUCCCUUAUCCCCUUACUUAUUCAUCAUUUGUUCUGAUAUAUUGUCCCGUGCCCUCCAGAGGGCGUGUGCAAGCCGGGAGCUGGAGUCCUAUGUUUCAGCACCGGGGGCGGGACCUGUCUCUCACCUACUUUUUGCUGACGAUUGUCUUCUCUUGUCCAGGGCGCGGGUUUCGGAGGCACGUGUACUUCGCAGAGUGUUGGCAGAUUACUGUGCGGCAUCCGGACAGAGAAUCAACUUCACGAAGUCUGCCAUCCAGUUCAGCCCUAGCACAGAGAGCAGAGUCAGACAGAAGAUCAGGAGUAUCUUGCAGAUGCCCGAGCAGGAGGGGACUCUGGUUUACCUGGGAGUUCCCAUCACAGGCCGGAGGCUACGAGUGGCGGAGUGCUCGGGGUUGGUGCAGCGAGUCGAGAGUAGGCUGGAGGGAUGGAGGGCAUCAUCUCUAUCCAUGAUGGGGAGGCUGACACUUGUCAGAUCGGUGCUUGGGUCCAUGCCGGUAUAUCUCAUGGCCAACACUGUGGUCCCUAAGACGACUCUGUUGAAGAUUGAACGUCUUCUCCGGAGCUUUCUCUGGGGGUCCCAUGGUGGGGGUCGUGGGGUACAUUUGGUGGCCUGGGAGCGGGUAUGCCGGCCCACCAGUGAGGGUGGUCUGGGAGUUCAGUCCCUUCUGGAGCGGCGUGAGACACUCAUUGCACGGCAUGCAGCUCGUUUUUUGUUGGAGCCAUAUGGGCUUUGGAGUCGGGUGAUGGCAACCAGAUAUGGCCGAGGGAGCCCCGAGGUGGCACGGCGUGGUCGCCGCAUCUCUUUCAUGUGGCGUGAGAUUGGGAGGUACCUGCCGACCGUGUUAGCUCAUACCAGGUGGCUGAUGGGCGAUGGCCGGACCAUUGUUGUGACUGAUGACCCGUGGGUAGAUACCAUUCCCUUGAGAUAUUGGCCGACGACGGUGGAUUUCGAGGCAGCAGUGGGGCUCCGAGUGUGCGACCUCUUAGCACCAGGGAGGGCAGAGUGGGACGUGGACAGACUCCAUCAGUUGUUCGGGGCACAUCUAGCCGAGAGGAUCCUUUCUCUGCCAGUACCAGGUUGCGAGGGCCCAGAUGUCAGGGUUUGGAGCACUUCAUGCAGGGCCAGUGUGAGGCUGGGUGAUCUGGCCCGGGUGAUCCAGUGCGAGCAUGAGAGUGGAUGGGACGGUGCCUGGAUUUGGAGGUCUAGGCUCCAUCCGAGAGCAGCACUUUUUCUAUGGAAGGUGAUGUGGGACCGCCUUCCGACGAGAGCUGUGCUGAGCCGACGUGGUCUGGGGAUCCCUGCGGAGUGUGGGGCCUGCGGUGCGGAUGAGUCAGUUGAUCAUGCACUAUUUGGAUGCUUUUGGGCGAGGCAGACAUGGCAGUGGACGGGUAUCCCAGAGGAGGUUUGGCGGGAGAGGAGACUGUUUCUACAGAUGAUACGUCAGUGGCUGGCUAGUCCCCGGACAUGUCAGGAGGCUAUCCGAGCGACUUGCACCGCCCACCAGAUCUGGCUGGCAAGGAACGCUCGCACUUUUGGCGAGCGUAGGAUGUCGCCGAGUGGUACACGAGGCGGUGCCGGCUUCGUCAUACGAGACCCUCACUCUAGGGUAGUGGCAGCGGGCGGUUGCCGGCUAUUCGAUACAUCAGUGCCAGCGGCGGAGUUGCGAGCUGCCUGGGCCGGCCUUUGCCAUGCACGGCGGGUACUACGGGCUAGCUCGAUCAUCUUGGAGGGCGACUCAUCCACUGUCAUUGGGUGGAUUCGGCGGGAGAGCACUGACCAUCCUCUGAUCCGGAAUAUUAGGAUGAUGGUGAGGGAUGUUGUGGCCUUUGAGGCCAAGCAUGUAUUCAGGGAGGCCAACGGGGCGGCUGACUGGGUAGCUGCAUAUGCAGCACACCAUUCGGGAUACGCCCUGUGGGCAGGAGAGCGGGAGUUGCCAUUGGCACUACGCGAGAUUUUGUAUUUUGAUGUUCUUGGGUGUAUUCGGACACGCGUUGUCUGA